This is a messenger RNA of Hypoxylon fragiforme, 1227 nucleotides long. RefSeq names its product PLP-dependent transferase. Lineage: Eukaryota; Fungi; Ascomycota; Sordariomycetes; Xylariales; Hypoxylaceae. The record is from RefSeq and is a predicted model, not a curated record. The transcript has 5 exons. Bases 1 to 1227 code for a protein of 408 amino acids.
AUGGCCGACUUUGAUGUUGCGGCCGCUAGGUCCAAGUUCCCGGCCCUACAAGAGGACCAAGUCUUUCUCGAUAAUGCCGGGGGAAGCCAAACACUGGGUACUGUCAUUGAAGCCAUCAGCGAUUACCUGAUCAAGAGCAACGUCCAGUUUGGCGGCGGCUACCGGACCAGUCAAUUAUCUAGUUCACGGUACAACGCCGGCGUGGAAGCCGGUGCCAAAUUCCUUAACGCCCGGAAAGAUGAGAUUGCUUUCGCAUCAUCCGCGACCCAAAUCUUCCGAAACCUCUCCCUCACCUUCCAGUUCAACUCGGGUGACGAGCUCAUCCUAUCAUCCAUCGACCACGAGGCCAACAUCGCCGCAUGGAAGGACCUCGCCUCGCGCCAGCGCCUCGUCAUCCGGUGGUGGCGGCCUCAACCAAAUACCACGAACCCGAUUCUCACGCCCGAGAGCCUCAAGCCCCUCUUAUCCCCGAAAACGCGCCUCGUCGCCUGCACGCACGCGAGCAACGUGCUCGGCACGAUCCACGACAUCGCCGCCAUUACCGCUAUAGUGCACUCUACUGUUCCCGGAGCGCUUGUGUGUGUUGAUGGCGUGGCGUACGCGCCGCACAGGCCGGUGGAUGUAAAACAGCUGGGCGUGGACUUUUACGUGCUGUCUUGGUACAAGGUGUACGGCCCCCACGUGGCGAUGCUGUAUGGCAGUCGGCGCGCGCAGGAGGGGGGGCGGAUGCGCUCGCUGGGGCACUUUUUUAACCCGAGUGAGACGUUGGGGGAUAAGGUUGGUUUGGGCAGCACAAACUACGAGCUCGUCGCCUCCCUCCCCGCCAUAACCGCCUACCUGACCCCCCCCACCUGGUCCUCCAUCCUCUCGCACGAAUCCCUCCUCCAAACCACCCUCCUAACCCACCUGCUCUCCCACCCUACCCGCUUCACCAUCUUCGGCACCCCCGACCCGGACCCGUUGCGCCGCCUGCCGACGAUCAGCUUCGGCGUAGCCGGGUGGGACUCGCGGGAGCUGGUCGAGGAGAUCGAGAGGGAGGCGCCCAGGUACGGGGUUAGGUGGGGCGCUUUCUACUCGUAUGGGCUGGUGCGCGAGGAGGUGGGGUUGGGAGGGUUGGGGCUGGGGGAGGGGGGCGUGGUGAGGGUUAGUCUUGUGCACUAUAAUACUUUGGAUGAGGUGAAUGGGUUUAUUGAGGCGUUGGAGGAUGUUAUAGCGAAGAAGACGUGA